CAUCAUUCACUUGUCAAUCGUGAGGACGCAACGUUCGAAAAAAUUUGAAAAUCGAAGAUUCUAAAUUCAAAAUGAAUUUCGGUCGUAUUUUGUUUUUCGUGUUCGCCUGUGUGUUGGCCUUGAGUGCGGUGUCAGGGGCGCCCAACCCUAGGUGGAAUCCGUUUAAAAAAUUGGAAAGAGUGGGACAAAACAUCCGAGACGGCAUCAUCAAAGCUGGUCCCGCGGUAGCUGUUGUCGGUGAAGCUGCCACCAUUGCUAAAGGAUAACAAAAAUGGCGUUCAACCUGUCAAAUUGUGUCCUUUCCUAAAGGGGCCUAUAGGAUAGGAAUAAUAAUAAAUUGUCUGUGUUUUUCUACAUGAGCCCACUGAUGAUCAGUCAAACAAA
Molecule: messenger RNA, 384 nt
Organism: Leguminivora glycinivorella
Lineage: Eukaryota; Metazoa; Arthropoda; Insecta; Lepidoptera; Tortricidae
Product: cecropin-like
Exons: 2
Coding region: 72-266 (64 amino acids)
Biological process (GO): antibacterial humoral response
Cellular component (GO): extracellular region
Source: RefSeq, a predicted model, not a curated record